AUGGUCAAUUAUACUAUUUUUUUCUAUUUAUACCUUGAUACAUCCAAGGGGCCACCUGUUCAGUUUCCGGGAGCACGACCACCAACGUCGUUUGGAGUUCCACCAGGUGCAUCCUCUGCCCCUGGUGCUCCGUCUUAUUCUCCAGUCGGUUUCUCAAAUGCGCCACCAACAUCUUUUGGCAUGCCUCAACCAUAUUCUCAAGCGUCAACUCCUUAUCCGACACAGCCCAUGCACCCUAUUCUGGGCAGCGCAUCCGCGCAAACCAAUGAGUAUCCUCCUCAACCAAUGACACAUCCUUCUCACUCUAUGCCCACUCCAUGUUAUACUAACACGUCCUUUAAUCCAACUAUGCCAUCCCCUUAUCCUCAACAGCAAAAUUAUACGUACCCUAAUCUUCAAAAAGCACCAGACGCUAAGGAGUAUUUUUACAAUUCGGCUCCUUCUUAUUCUUCUGGAUCAAAUACACAGACAGCUAGUUCAUUUCCAUAUCAAGGCGGAAGCUAUCCCGGGGGGCAGGGGAUAGGCUCGACAUAUUCUUAUACUGCUAAUCCACCUACUGCUGCUAUACGUGAUGCCACCCCAGCCCCCCAAAGAGGUCGGUUUACGCCUAAGACUUCUCCCACUGUUGUGCCUUAUGAUGGGUUUGAUGCUAGAGCGGACGCAGAAACUUUAAGGAAAGCUAUGAAAGGAUUUGGCACAGAUGAGAAAGCCAUUAUUCAUGUUCUUGCAAAUCGUAGUAAUCUACAACGCCAGGAGAUUGCAUCUCAAUUUAAGACUCUUUACGGAAAGGAUCUGAUAAAAGACUUGAAGUCUGAGCUAUCAGGAAACUUCGAAAAACUUGUUCUUGCCUUGAUGAUGCCUCUACCUCAAUAUUAUGCUAAAGAACUCCACGAUGCAAUGUCUGGUCUUGGUACUGAUGAGACAGUACUCAUUGAAGUAUUGUGUACAUUGUCCAAUCAUGAAAUUUCUGUCAUUAAACAAGCAUAUGAAGCAAUGUACGGAAGAACAUUAGAGGAUGAUUUAAUUUCUGAUACAUCUGGCAAUUUCAAGCGCUUGAUGGUAUCAUUAUGUUGUGCCAAUAGAGACGAAUCAUUUAUUGUGGAUAAUGCAGCAGCAAUGGAAGAUGCUAAAAAACUUUUGCAAGCUGGAGAGCUUCGAUUUGGUACGGAUGAAUCUACUUUUAACGCAAUUCUUGUCCAAAGAAAUAUGGCACAAUUACGACAGAUAUUUGAAGAGUAUCAAAAUAUAACUGGUCAUGACAUUGAAACUGCGAUUGAAAAUGAAUUUUCGGGCGAUAUUAAGAAGGGUCUCCUUGCAAUUGUGAAGUGUGUCAAGAACAGGCCCGGUUUUUUCGCUGAACAAUUGUACAAAAGCAUGAAGGGUCUUGGUACAGAUGAUAGCCGUCUCAUCCGAUUAGUCGUGACACGUUGCGAAAUAGACAUGGGUGAAAUAAAAAAUGUGUUUGCCCAUCAGUAUCUAGAGUCAUUGGAAGAUUUUAUAAGUGGUGACUGCUCAGGACAUUAUAAAAAAUGUUUAUUAGCACUAGUGCAAUCCUAAAGUAUUUGCAGUCACAUAUAUGGAACUUGUUUCCUUGCAUUUC
Molecule: messenger RNA, 1600 nt
Organism: Pogonomyrmex barbatus (red harvester ant)
Lineage: Eukaryota; Metazoa; Arthropoda; Insecta; Hymenoptera; Formicidae
Product: annexin B11
Cellular component (GO): plasma membrane; nucleus; cytoplasm
Molecular function (GO): calcium ion binding; phosphatidylserine binding; calcium-dependent phospholipid binding
Source: RefSeq, a predicted model, not a curated record